This is a messenger RNA of Cimex lectularius (bed bug), 1431 nucleotides long. RefSeq lists its product as uncharacterized. NCBI's taxonomy places the organism in Eukaryota, Metazoa, Arthropoda, Insecta, Hemiptera, Cimicidae. The coding region runs from base 116 to 1285 and encodes 389 amino acids. Gene Ontology annotation, molecular function: calcium ion binding. The record is from RefSeq and is a predicted model, not a curated record. The transcript has 7 exons.
CUCUAUAAAAAAACUCUGACGCUGGUUUUAUUUUCUUAACUUUCUUCAUGUUGGAUUCUAAAGUUUCGGCUCUUUGGUCGGCCGGUGAUGAUGAGGGUCGGGAUUCGCCUAGGAAAUGCUUCACCAAUUACCAAUUUGGAGGGGGUGGAAGCUGGCCCACACACCUCACCUGCGUGCCAGAGACGCACAAUCAAUCGGUACCGGACCUCAACCGCACAUGGACUUGUUCACCGUCAUCCUUACAGCCGCCGUCGUCACAAGUGUGCUGAGCAGUAGUUCCAGUAUUGAUAAUAAAAAUGAUUCACACAUUGAAAAAAUUUUGAACAGACCCCCUCAAAACCACUCAGUCAGAUUCAUCGGGGGUUUAAAUGAAGGGCUAGGAAGUAAACGGAGAAAACUAAGAGGUAAAGUUCAACCAAUAAAAAAUAGGCAUAAGGGGAAGAUUCAACCUGACCAAAGUGUAUGGUGGCCAUGGCAGAGCUACGAGGAAUGGAGCCUAAGCCGAAAACACUUGAUUCAGUCAGAAUUGCAUAAAAAUGACUCGAGCAAUCGGCAAAACAAAAACCAGCAAGCGCACAGGAGAAAAGGCAAGAAGAAAAGAGACAAAAGAAAGAGUAAAAAGAAGAAAUCCAUGUUCAACAACGUGACUAUACACACGAACACCGUAUCAAAUAAAUUACACUUUAAAUUGAAAGAAGAAACAGAAAAAGGGCAACACGAUGAUAACCAUCAGAGGCAACCAAUUGAACCGAGGACCUUCAAAGACUUGCCGACAUUCGAAUUAAAGUACAACAAAGUUACAAAGCGAAACUUUACAGCUGAUUAUAAUGAAUGCCUUGUGGACAAUGGCGGCUGUGAAGGACUUUGCAUAAAUACAAUCGGGUCCUAUAAAUGUCACUGUCCUGAAGGAUUUCGCUUGGAUCCUUAUACUAAAAAUUGCAAAGAUAUUAAUGAAUGUAUACUUCGAAAUGGGCAUGGACCUUGUCAAGGGGAGUGCUACAACAAAUGGGGGAGCUUCAGCUGUGGCUGUCAAUCCAUUCCAGGAACGGAACUGUCUGAAGAUGGCAUAAGCUGCAAGGUAGUGGACUCCUGUGCGAAGGAGCAGUGCAGUCACAUGUGUAUCAACACCCGUCUGGGGGCUUUCUGUGCUUGCCCACAAGGAUUCGUUCUUUCGGCAGAUUGGAAGAACUGUGUUGACGUCGAUGAGUGCCUGCAGACCGAUCUUCAGAGCCCACCUUGCAAAAACAACUGUACCAAUACUAACGGUUCAUAUAUUUGCCACUGAUCAUUUAAGUUCAGAUGUAGAUCAGGUUUAUUUACGUACUAUAUUCCAUAAUUUAUAAUGCUUUCUUAUAUUGUUCUGAUUACAUAAUAACCUAUUAUUAAUUAUUAUAUAAUCAAUAAUCUUACAUUGUAAAAUAAUCCAUUUGU